AUGCCCUUGCCUCUUCUCGAGCCACCGACUCGCCGAGACACGGGAGUUGUGGAGGGCCCCUCCAACAAGGCUCCCACCAACGAGAGCUGCGAAACAAGAAGAGCUGGCGCGCUGCAUGUGGAAUGGAUGCUGUUCUCGGCGUUCGCGCCCCUGUCCGGGCGAUCCACUGGGUCCUACGAAUCGCGCUUUCCGCCCUCCCCGCUGAAGGUCACCCCCAGGCGGCCAGGCCCUAGCAGGCAGCCCAGGCGCCAGGUGCCCGCCAGUGCAACGCUGGGCAAGAAAUAA
Molecule: messenger RNA, 285 nt
Organism: Thermochaetoides thermophila DSM 1495
Lineage: Eukaryota; Fungi; Ascomycota; Sordariomycetes; Sordariales; Chaetomiaceae
Exons: 1
Coding region: 1-285 (94 amino acids)
Source: RefSeq, a predicted model, not a curated record